Molecule: messenger RNA, 5689 nt
Organism: Oncorhynchus nerka (sockeye salmon)
Lineage: Eukaryota; Metazoa; Chordata; Actinopteri; Salmoniformes; Salmonidae
Product: phospholipase D1-like
Exons: 25
Coding region: 1558-4743 (1061 amino acids)
Biological process (GO): phospholipid catabolic process; regulation of microvillus assembly; phosphatidic acid biosynthetic process
Cellular component (GO): intracellular membrane-bounded organelle; plasma membrane region
Molecular function (GO): D-type glycerophospholipase activity; phosphatidylinositol binding
Source: RefSeq, a predicted model, not a curated record
UGUUGAAAUGAUUACAUAAUAAACAGCUUUAGUGUAGGCAGAGACAGAGGUGUCACAGACCACUCUCUCACUCUGUUGCUCUCUCUCUCUCUGUCAUCUGUGCUAGGCGGAGGUUGGCACCACAUUGACUGUAAAUGCCAUGUUGUGUCCACAAAUCUCUUCUCACUUAUCUUUAUGGUGUGUGCAUGCGUGUGUGUGUGUGUGUGUGUGUAUGUCUUUGUGCGAGUGUAGAUACCGUAGGUCAAUGGAAUUUUAACUGUCCUGAUGAUAACCGAGUGUUUUCCAUUCAGAUCCCAAGACAUGUUAGUAUCCGGUCCCUGAGAAAACUGUUGGAUGUGGAUGUGGGAAACAAUUAAUCAAAAACGAAAAGAAAAAUAAGGAAGGAGAAUGAUUGGCAACAUACAGUAGCUGGUAUUUAUAGUUUUCUCCUAUUUGCCAAAACCCAUCAUCAUGACAUCCUUGGACAGGAAACAGGAAGUAGACAAUGUUCCAUCAGAACAGAGAAGCGAGAUAAAAGCAACACUCCAUCUGUCAUCCCUCUCUCUCCUUCUCUCUCUCUCCCCCUCUCUACCAUCUCUCUCUCUCUAUCACCCCCCUCUCUUUCUCUGAUCCCAGUCAUCCCAGUACUGCUUGAGGUUUGACCAUUCCAUUCCACUGGGGCAUGACGGAGGCCUGGUGCGAGACGUAAAGCGUUGUGUGUGUGUUUGUGUCCGUGUGUGUGUCACAGAGAGAGAGUAACGGAAAGAGAGAGAACUAAAAUUUGAACACAAAAAACAAGACUCAACAUGCUACCACACACUAAGAGCCAGACACUGUCGUAAGCCAACAGAGUUUUACAGUCAAAUGUGAGUGUGUGUGCACGCCUGCCUUGACUUGCCUCAGAGAACUUUCUAGACUUCUGACCAGAGAUGACAUCACAUCACUCUUGUUGCCAUGGAGCCCCGCCUGUCUGUCUGUCUGGCUUAGCAUUGCACUAACACACACUCGGGUUCUGUCUUUAAUGUGGUGUGUUUGGUAGGGUACAAGCAGAGCUCUAAUGACUGGCAUUAUAGUUUCCAGUAAGACAUUCAUGAUAGUACUGGUUCUGUCUUACCCAUCACACACACACACACACACACACACACACACACACACACACACACACUGUUCUGUACUCUGCUAUUUUGGAAGACAGCUUCCAUUGACUUCCUGUAGCUCUCUGCAGGGCCAGCGUCAGCCAAUGAGGUAUCAGAAUCUUUAACAAAUGGCCCUCUACUGUUAGUGGACAACUAUUGGUUCUAUUCUGGGCUGUGUGUGUGUGGGAGUCUUGGAUUUCCUCAAAUUCAAGUCCACACACAGGCAAGCACAUACACACACACACACACACUGCUGCAGGGAUGAUCUGCACUGCAGUAGAAAGUGAUAAUACAUGCAGAGCAACAUACUCUUACUCUUGGACAGAAACAACUUCUCUACGAAGCCGACAAUGUUAUGACUCUAUUCAACGGUUCAAGUUCUCCUCUCUUCUCCUCCUCUCCUCAUCCAGGUGUGCCCUGUUCUGAGGGUUGAGAGCUAGGCAUGUUGGGUAAAGACCCCCCCACCACCAGCAGCCUUAACCUGAUGACCUCUGACAUCGCUGUGGAACCCAAUGACAUCACAGACGGCCUCGGCAUCAGCAGGAAGAUGUCGGAGGUAGUUGAGAGUUUGGACACCAGAGAGUUGGACAUGGGAGAUGGAGAGGAGACUGACAAUGACCCUACCACCAUAGGGGACAGUCGUAUAGGGUUCAGUGCUGUGUAUCACACCGUGGGUUUUAAGGAGUCUGAAGCCAGGGUCUAUCUCCCUACUGUCCCCAUCACUGCUAAGAUACUGGAGGUGGAGAGGUUCAACACAGCCCAGGACAGGUUCAACAUCACGGCACAGAGGAGUGUCAACAAGAGUCAGCCUGCAGUGUUUAAGAUUGAGCUGAGACAUGGAGAGUUCAGCUGGGUGGUCAAGAGAAAGGAGAAACACUUCAUGGACCUCCACGGAGAACUGGUCCGAUACAAGAUGUUCAUGAGGGUACCGCUACCCUCCCGCAGCCACACAACGAGGAGGAGGACAAUGAAGAAGAGUGAAGCCAGACAUAUUCCUGAGCUACCGCGUGGCGGAGAUGAGUUGGCACAAGACGAACAGGUCUACAGCAGAAGGAAACAGCUGGAAGAUUAUCUGAACAAGCUGCUAAGGAUGGCCAUGUACAGAAAAUACUACCACACUAUGGAGUUUAUAGACGUCAGCCAGAUGUCCUUCAUCCAUGACCUGGGACCUAAAGGACUGGAGGGGAUGAUACACAAGCGUUCCGGAGGUCAUCGUAUCCCAGGCUUGAACUGCUGUGGUCACAGUGAAGCCUGCUACCGCUGGUCUAAACGCUGGUUGGUGGUGAAGGAUUCGUUCCUCUUCUACAUGAAGCCAGACUCAGGAGCCAUUUCCUUUGUUCUCCUGUUGGACAAAGAGUUCAGCGUCAAAAUGGACUCCAAAGACACAGAGACCAAAUACGGAGUACGCAUCGACAGCCUCUCCAGGUGCCUUGUACUGAAGUUGAACAGCUACAGACAUGCUCGGUGGUGGGGCCAGGCGAUAGAAGACUUUGUCCGUAAACACGGGAGGGCGUUUCUACGAGACCAUCGAUUUGGUUCCUUUGCUCAGGAGGAGCAGAACAUCCCUGCCAAAUGGUAUGUGAAUGGGAAGACCUACAUGGAGGAUGUAGCUGAUGCUCUGGAAGAAGCUAAAGAAGAGAUCUUCAUCACUGACUGGUGGUUGAGUCCAGAGAUCUUCCUGAAGAGGCCAGUUGUGGAGGGAAACAAAUGGAGACUGGACUGCAUCCUCAAACGCAAAGCACAAUUGGGGGUUCAUAUCUUUGUGAUGCUCUAUAAGGAGGUGGAGCUAGCUCUGGGCAUCAACAGUGAAUACAGCAAGAGAACACUAAUGCACCUGCACCCCAACAUCAAGGUGAUGCGCCACCCGGACCAUGUGUCGUCGUCUGUCUACCUGUGGGCACAUCACGAGAAGAUCAUCGUCAUCGACCAAUCAGUGGCCUUCGUUGGCGGGAUAGACCUGGCGUAUGGUCGCUGGGACGACCGAGAGCAUCGCCUGACAGACGUGGGGAGUGUGACACGCUCUGUUGCCCUGGAGAUGGAGCAGUCUCAGAGCUCUGCCCACCAUCCCUCCAGUAGGGGAGUGUCCUCUACUGAUGGUGCCGCCAAUAGCAACGGAGGCAAACAAUCACUGCCUGGCAACCCAGGGGUGGAGCUACCACGGCUGAAGGGGAUUGGACGAACCAGGAGGAUGCACUUCUCCCUGGUCAAACACCUCCACAAACACACUCUGCAGCAUGCAGACAUCAUCAGCUCCCUGGACAGCGCUGGCAGUGGUUCAGUGCGGUGCCUCCAGACAGGUGUAGGAGAGCUGAGGGGUAACACCAGGUUUUGGCAUGGAAAAGACUACUGCAACUUCGUCUACAAGGACUGGAUACAGCUGGAGAAACCCUUCGAUGACUUCAUUGACAGGUACACCACUCCCAGGAUGCCGUGGCAUGACAUCUCCUCUGUGGUCCAUGGGAAAGCUGCCAGGGACGUGGCCAGACACUUCAUACAGCGCUGGAACUUCUGUAAGAUAAUGAAGCCUAAGUAUCAUUCUCUCUCCUACCCGUACCUCCUGCCCAAGUCUCACAGCAGUGCCAGCGAGCUGAGGUACCAGGUGCCCGACUGUGUUCCCACUAGAGUACAGGUGUUGCGGUCAGCAGCUGACUGGUCAGCGGGUAUUAAGUAUCAUGAGGAGUCCAUCCACAACGCCUACCUCCAGACUAUCGCCAGGAGCAAGCACUUCAUCUACAUAGAGAACCAGUUUUUCAUCAGUUGUUCAGACAACAAGAUGGUCUAUAACAAGAUCGGAGAAGCGCUCAUCGAGAGGAUCCUCAGAGCUCACAAGGAGGGCAAGAAGUUCCGGGUGUACGUGGUGACUCCACUACUUCCUGGGUUUGAAGGUGACAUCACAACAGGGGGAGGAAACGCCCUUCAGGCCGUCAUGCACUUCAACUACAGGACCAUGAUCAGAGGUGAAUACUCCAUCAUCUCCCAGCUGAAGAAAGAAAUGGAUGAACUACAGUGGAUGAACUACAUCUCGUUCUGUGGUCUGAGGACCCACGCUGAGCUGGAGGGACGCCUGGUCACAGAGCUCAUCUACGUCCACAGCAAGAUGCUCAUCGCAGAUGACAACACCGUCAUCAUCGGUUCGGCCAACAUCAACGACCGCAGCAUGUUGGGGAAGCGUGACAGCGAGGUGGCGGUGAUCAUUGAGGAUUCUGAGACCGUUACUGCGGUGAUGGACGGACAUGAGUACCAGGCUGGACGCUACGCACUGGCGCUACGUCUAGAGUGCUUCAGGACUAUCCUUGGAGCCCAUAUGGACACGACCAUAGAUGUGUCUGACCCCAUCUCUGACCGCUUCUAUAAGGAUGUCUGGAUGACCACCGCUGGACGCAACGCAACCAUCUAUGAGAAGGUGUUCCGGUGCCUGCCGUCCUCCCUGGUUCGUAACAUGUCUGAGUUAGAGAGUUACCAGACGAACCCAGGCCUGGCCCAGUCUGACCCAGGUAAAGCCCAGGAGGAGCUAAGGAGGAUCAGAGGGUUCCUGGUUCAAUUCCCUCUGGACUUCCUCUCAGAACAGAACCUAAUGCCUUCUGUUGGGACCAAGGAGGGCAUGGUGCCUACUGAGAUCUGGACCUAGAGGACUAGAUACACACACACACACACACACACACUCAGGACAAGACACACACACACACACAGGACAAGAUACACACACACACACACACACACACAGACCACUGCAUUGAACUGUGGAUCUUUAGAAUGAAGUUGAACUCUGGACCUCCAGCUGAUAGCUGACAACUUAAACCACAAACAUGGAGGACCAUGAUGCUGCUUGGCCCGUCACAUCCACAACUCAGCCAAUGAGACUGAUGAGGAAGUGUAGGGUUCUCAUAUCCAUUCAGGAGGACGCAGCGCUACAGAAUAUUCAGAUAGAAAUAUAGAAGUGAUCAUCACUUCUCAUCAUGUAGGAUAGGGACCUGGUUAGCUCCAUAUUCAUAUUUUUCUAUCUGCAAAUGUAUAGGUUUAGAAUGUUUCACCUGACUGAAUACACCUGAAAAUGGGUGAAGAAAAUGAGCACCUUAUUCCAAGUAGAACCUCCUUCAUUUCUAAAUGUUUUGUCCUGUUUUGUGCCUUCUGAACACGACCCUGGACACUCCUAUGCCUGUCACCUACUCCGUUGGUUAUGCAUGUUCGUAUGGUCGUAGCACUACGUAAGCUUAUACACUGUCUUUAGCUGUAGUGCCUAAAGUUCUGUUAUUUCUUUCUAGAAUGGAGGUUGUCUUUGAGAAGAACACAUGUAAAUGUUUACAAUCUAAAUAUGGAAUUGUUCUGUAAAAUCGUAAUUGUAAAACGAGACUUUUAAAGCUCACCAUAAAUGUUAUGUUAAAUUAACCACAAAACAUGAUUAAAAACUCACUGAAUUUCAGCAUGAAUCGCAACUACCUACGGCCUUCGGUCUUCUGCCUUUAAAUAUACCUACUGUUCUAUCACUCCUUGUAAGUAUUUGUAUUGCCAAUUGUAUACAUAAUGUAUCAUAUUGCCAAUUAUUUAAUUAAAUCAUCAAUCCCAUAAUUUCUAAA